Molecule: messenger RNA, 1579 nt
Organism: Aplosporella prunicola CBS 121167
Lineage: Eukaryota; Fungi; Ascomycota; Dothideomycetes; Botryosphaeriales; Aplosporellaceae
Exons: 4
Coding region: 32-1270 (412 amino acids)
Biological process (GO): translation
Cellular component (GO): mitochondrial small ribosomal subunit; ribosome
Molecular function (GO): structural constituent of ribosome
Source: RefSeq, a predicted model, not a curated record
CGACGGUUGAGAGCUCCCUCCCCCGGUGACCAUGAUUUUACGACACCUGGCCCUGCGCGCGCCCCCCCGCGCCGCCCUCGCUGCCCGCCAAUGCAGGCGCUUCAUGGCCUCCGAGGUCGACAUCCUUGAGCGCAACGUCGACAAUUCGCUGAAGGAGACUCACUCCAUCGAGACCACCAUUAACAGCCAGUCCAAUCACUAUGUCCCCGCCUACAACCCCGAUGCCGAGCGCCAAGCCGCUUUGACCGACCCCGCCGUGGCCGAAGACUGGCAGGCCCACCUGCAUUCGAGGCGCGUCUCUUCAAAGAUUGGGGCCAAGGUGUCUCCCUACUACGCACCGCACACGCUCGUCAACAACCCGCCCAGGCCGUCUGAUGUGACUCUCGAGCUGCUUCUCGCUUCCCAGGCUCACCUCGGCCACUCGACCGCCGUCUGGAAUCCGGCGAAUGCGCGCUACAUCUUCGGCAUCCGUGAAGGCAUCCACAUCAUCGCCCUCGACCAAACGGCGGCGUAUCUGCGGCGGGCGGCCAAGGUUGUCCGCGAAGUUGCGAGAAGAGGUGGUCUUAUACUCUUCGUGGGCACGCGUGAUGGGCAGGAGCGGGCCAUCGUGAAGGCCGCACAGCUUGCGCAAGGCUGUCACCUAUAUGAUCGGUGGAUUCCCGGCAGUCUGACAAACGGCCAGCAGAUUUUGGGCAAGUGCAGGAUGAAGGUUGUGGAUGAGAUGGAUAAGGAGCUGCCCGACUUUAACCCCCAGCUGAUUGACAGGCCGGUGUUGAAGCCAGACUUGGUCGUCUGCCUGAACCCUCUGGAGAACUACGUCCUGCUGCACGAGUGCGCCCUCAACCACGUUCCGACCAUUGGCAUCAUUGACACCAACGCCUUCCCGACUUGGGUAACUUACCCUAUUCCUGCCAACGACGACAGUUUGCGAUGUACCCAAGUCAUUGCUGGUGUCCUGGGCCGAGCGGGUGAAGAGGGCCAGAAGCUCAGACUUCAGGCGGCUGCCGCAGGCGAAGUGACGUUCACGCCUUCUCAGAACUUGGAAAUGCCCGAGGACUUUUCUUCAGAGGGAUCGCCAUCUGGGUCGGAGGGUGCUAAGAAACAGGUUGCACGGAUGGAGGGCGCUCAGCCGAAGGUGAUUCGGACGGAAGGCGCCCGGACGGAGGGCGCGGAGACGGAGGGUGUUGCGCCCGGGGUUCCGGAACGCGAGCCGCCCGUGAUGCCGGGCGAUGGAGCGUCGCCUAGUCCCGUGGGCAGGGAAGCUAUUUAAGCUGUAUGUUUCCAACCAAUCUCGUUUCUGUAAAAUAGCGGUCCAGGGAUCUUCUACGCGGCCUCGGGGAGGGCGUCGGCAGGAAUGAAAAGUAAAAAAGAUGCGCGGUCGACUUAGUCCCGGUUGUGUGCAGCAUUCCCGCAGCUCUAAAUAUAGCCGGGACAACAAGCUUCUUGGCUAGUCCUUGGUCAUACCUUAUUAUUGUAGCUUGUUUUGAUUGCUGUCUGGUCGACGAUUAGCAUCUCCUCUAGGAUCCGCAGCUCCAAGUAUAACCAGAACAAGUAUAGCCAGGUAACUGUUUCGCAGUGG